AUGCGUUCAGCUACUCUACUUGCCUUGGCUCUACCAAUUACCGCGGCCUUCCCUCUGGACAAGCGGGCCUCUACGAACUGUAACGACGACGGUUCUGCGUGGGCAACGAAAGACUCGCCGGGCUCCGCGAAGGGCAACAGGCUGUGGACCCAGUGGGACGAGGCCUCGGACGCCAGGACCGGCAAGAAAUGGGCCUCUCCGAAAAGUCAGGCUGACGGAUCGGCGUGGGCAAUGAAAGGCUGGCCGAAGUCCGCAAAGGGCAACGGGGAUUGGACCACCUGGGACGAGGACGAGGACGACAGGACCGGCAAGAAAUGGGCCUCUCCGAAAGGUCACGAUGAUAGAUCCGCGUGGGCAACGAAAAGCUCGCUCGACUCCGCGAAGGGCAACGGGGGGUUGACCUCAUGGAUCGAGGACGAGGUCGCCGGGACCGGCGAGCAGUGGGCCUCUCCGAAAGGUCACGGUGGCAGAUCCACGAGGGCAACGAAAGGCCGGCCGGACUCCGCGAUGGGCAACUGGAACGGGACAUUCUGGGGCAAGGAUGAGGACGCCAGGACCGGCGGCAAAUGGGAGAAAGCAACCGGCCAAGGUGGCUCCAAGAAUCCUCGGCCACAGAACCCCCAGCCACAGAGCGCUCGACCUCAGCGUCCCGAGCCGGAGCCCCAGGACAUGGAGGUUGAGAAAGGGUCUGGCGGAGGCAACGGCGAAGCAGGGAGCGAUCCCGUUUCCCCCCUGCCGGACAACACCACUGACGAGCCUUCCGGCGAGCCGGUAGAGCCAAACGGUAGCGGCAAUGACGAAUUGCCCUCCCAAGGCCCCGAGCCCUCCCAAGGCCCCGAGCCCUCCCAAGGCCCCGAGCCCCCUUCGGCCCCGGAGACGCCCCCGACCCUCUCCCUAGACUCCGGGCCCCCUUCGGACCCAGAACACGAUGAGGAGCCUUCGGCCCUGGGGGGCAUAGUGCUCUCCGCAGACCCCGGGCCCCAUGCGGACCCGGAGUACGAUGAGGAGCCCCAGACCCCUUCGGCGACGGAGACGCCUCCAACCCUUUCGGCCCCGGAGUCGCCCCAGACCCCUUCGGUCCCGGGGAACGAAAUGUUCUCCCCAGGCCCCGGGCCCCUCUCGGACCCAGAGUACAAUGAGUGGCCUGAGAAGACCGACUCUCCAGGCGCCGUCGUCCCCAAGGAGGCCGAAGCCGCCCUGGCCAUGACCAACGAGCUGCGAGCACAGCACGGCUCUCAACCGUUGCGGUGGAAUGAGCACCUGGCGCGCCGUGCUUUGGAAAUUGCCAACUCCUGCGCGAGGAAGGGAGCUUUGGUCCACAGCGGAGAUCACGACGGCAAGGUCACUGUGGGCUGGUCGGGUGACGCCCUGGCCAACUCCGUCGAGAGCUGGUACAACGAAGAGCCUCUCUAUCGCACCGCCGUCAAUUACGGAGAGCCCACCGACGCGGAUUUUGAACAGGCCAAGUCGGUGGGGGCUGCAUGGGGACACUUAACGCAGCUGGUCUGGGCCUCAAGCACCGAGAUGGGCUGCGCGAGGAACACAGAGCCCUCCAUCGACGGGUCAGCUUACGUUACGUGCAGGUACUCGCCGCCAGGAGCAGGCAAUAUGAAGGCUUCUUUCCAGGAAAACGUCAAGCCCAAGAACACGCCCUUGGCUGCUCGCUAA
Molecule: messenger RNA, 1668 nt
Organism: Hirsutella rhossiliensis
Lineage: Eukaryota; Fungi; Ascomycota; Sordariomycetes; Hypocreales; Ophiocordycipitaceae
Product: cysteine-rich secretory protein family domain-containing protein
Exons: 3
Coding region: 1-1668 (555 amino acids)
Source: RefSeq, a predicted model, not a curated record